Erpetoichthys calabaricus (reedfish) is the source of this 3858-nucleotide messenger RNA. Its product is annotated as neurofilament medium polypeptide-like. The record is from RefSeq and is a predicted model, not a curated record. The coding region runs from base 195 to 3530 and encodes 1111 amino acids. Gene Ontology annotation, cellular component: axon; intermediate filament; postsynaptic intermediate filament cytoskeleton. Gene Ontology annotation, biological process: neurofilament bundle assembly. Gene Ontology annotation, molecular function: structural constituent of cytoskeleton. The transcript has 3 exons. Lineage: Eukaryota; Metazoa; Chordata; Cladistia; Polypteriformes; Polypteridae.
AUUCGCUUUUUAACACGGCGGGGGUGUUUCAGCACCUUGAACAGCGCCAAUUUUGCCUUGUAAGCGGGGCAGCAAAGUAUAAAGAGGGUCGGCCCAAACACUACUUCGGUAAUCUGACGAUAGACCGUUCUUUACACGGGAAAGGGCAAAGCCAUUUCCCUCGACUUCACUCCAAAAGUCUUGAUGGUAAAACAAUGCAGUCCUCUGUCAGGGAGGACCCCCUUUCUAAAAGCCGCGUGCUCCCGGGACAGCAGAAUCGAUCCGAAUACACGGACUUCGCCACCCAGUGGCCGAAGACAGAGGAAAGGGAGGCCCUAAGUGGACUAAACGAGCGCUUUGCUGGUUUCAUCGAAAAGGUUCGCCAGCUGGAAAGUGAGAAUAAAGUACUGGAAAACGAAAUAGAGCAACUCCGAGAAAAACAGGCCACUUCGUCUACACUUUACGAAGGGAUGUGUGAAGCCGAAAUAAAAGAGCUCCGAGAAAUCGUUUGUGAAAUCAGCUCGCAAAAAACUAAGAUCGAGAUCGGAAAACAGAACCUGGAAGAAGACUUCAGUCUCCUGAGUGGAAGAUAUGAAAAUGAAGCUCAAAAACGAGCAAAUACCGAAGCAAAGAUCGCCGUUGUGAAAAAGGAUCUCAGUGGCACCCGACUUUCCAAAAUCGACCUGGAAACGAAGUUGCAAGCGCUUGUGGAGGAAAUCAUUUUGCUGAAAGAAAACCACAACCAGGAGGUGUCAGAACUGCGGGUCCAUAUCCAAGAUGCUCAGCUUACGGUAGAGGAGAAUUUUGCAAAGCCGGAUAUAACAGCAACUUUAAAGGACAUCAGAGAACAGCUAGCGGGCCAAAGCAACGCCACGACGCAGCAGACUGAGCAGUGGUUCAAGACGAGGAUGGCGAGUAUGGCCCAGACAGCAGACGUGAAUAGCCAAGCACUUCAGGCUAGCAAAGAUCACAUCCAGGAACUAAAACGUCAGUGGCGAACAAAAAGUGGAGAGCUGGAAAGAGCAAGAAAGAUCAAGGACAAGUUAGAGAAGCAAAUCCAGGAUCUGGAAGGGAGACAUGAGGUGGACAUCGCUCAGUACCGGGAAACAGUGCAGCUGUUAGAGAAUGAACUUCAGGUCACCAAGGCUGUAAUUUAUGGCCAUCUGAAGGAACACCAAGAAUUGCUAAAUAUUAAAAUGGCCUUAGAUGUGGAAAUCACCUCCUACAGGAAACUUUUAGAAGACGAAGAAUUCAGAUUUUGCACCGGCACUGAAGAUCUUCUUGCUCCACGUGCUCUGUGCAGACAGCCUGCCUUGUAUUCUGUGCCAAGUCUGAAGAAACAAAAGCCUGUGUCUCCCAUUCAAGAGCUGCAGUCCAAGUCAAUCGGAGACACCAUUACUGAAGCCACCAUGGAAGACAACUUGACAGAAAUUGAAGAUACAGAUGCAGAAGAUAUCGUGAGCGAAGAAGAAAAAUUGGAGGAGAAAAUUCCAGAAAUUGAAGAUUUUAGAGAUAAAGAUGUGGACCUCAAUGUUGGUAAAGACAAUGAAGAUAAAAUCAAGUUAAUGGAUUAUGCAGGCAAAGACGAUAAGGUAAAUGACAAGAUGUUUAAGCAAGACAAGCAGACUGAAGACAUGGCUGUAGAGCAGAGUGAAGAGAAGGAAGAUGAAAUGAUGACAACAGAGAUUGUGACUACCAGCAAGACCAGCAGUUUGAGAGAACAAACAGUACCCGAGAAUCUCACCAAAAGUGCAGAAAAUGAAACACCUAAAGAAGAAGAAGAGAGUUCAAGGGAAAGUGAUGUAACAAACAUGGGAGAUGAGCAAUAUGAAGAGCAUGUAUUACAUGUUGAACCUGAGCAGAACAGACAAUUACAAGACGCCAUGCUUCAAAGUGAAUGUCCACCAUCUGGAGAGGAAGACAUACAUGAAGAGCCACACAUCGAGGGUGAAAUAUCAAAAGAGAGUGCAGAUUCUGAUGUACAGAGUACUGAAAGGCAGAUAUCCCAUGAAGAUCUGAAGGAGGAAGAAACAACAACCAAUGAGAUGAUGAGAGAAAGUCACCAUAAGGCCAUUUCCAAGGUGAAUGUUGAUGCAGAAACACUGCAUGAAGCUUCCAGAGAAGAUGAAACAACAAAAUCAAGACAGUUGUACCUAUUGGAAGAUAGCAAAGUUGCAAAGCAAGAAGCAUUUAGCAUUCUGACAAGGGAAGAACAAGAUGAAAAUGAUGGGCCAGUAGAAGAUGUAGAAGAAAUUACUUACAGAAGAAAAGAAGUUAGUUCUGAAACAUUGAAAACUGAAAAUGUGGAGUAUGAAGAAAUAUCCAAAGAGAAUUAUAGGCAAAAAGAAUUAAAGGAAGACAAUGAAACAAAAAAAGAACUGGAGCAGGCAACCAAAGAAAUAGGGAUUCAGAAACCAGAAAUGUCCAUGUCUCCCGGUAAAGAAGGAGAAUAUCAUGACAAGGGGAAAGCCAAUGUAAUUUUAGAAGACUUCAAAACUGAGGAAGAUGGUUCAACUUGUAGGAUAACUGGUGACGAUGAAGAGGUCACAGAACCAAAAUAUGACCAGGAUGGGAAGGCUGAAGAAGAAGAAACAAACACCUUGAUAAACCAGACACUGUCAGAUGGACAAUUGACAGGAAUGGAGGAACUGGAAGAACUGGAAGUGAGUAGCCAAGUAUUCUCAGAUGAUGGAGAAAACAUUGGCCAGGCAGUGAGGGACACCCCAUCAGAAUAUGGACAAGGGACAGCACUGAGUGUACAGGAACAAAGAGAGGUAAGUCCUCUAACCAAAACAGAGGAUAGUUCAGAUAAGAAAGAGUCCAAAGCAGAAAGUAUAUGUCACCCAGAAAAAAAGGAACUGAAGCAAGUAAAUCAAGAAGAAGAAAAGAAAUGCAGUAACAUGGUGGAAAUUAAUGAUGAACAGUUGACAGCAAAAGACAAAACUUUAGAAUCUGAGAGAAACACAAUUGGUGACCAGGUUUCUCCCAUACAAAUAGAUGAAAUGGGUCAGACUGAAGAAGAACCAGCAACUAACAGCAAAGAUGAACCAAAAGACUUGCAGCAGGAAGGUGCAGUUGUUCACCCUGAACAAGAAAUGGCUGAUGCAGCAGAGUCUGCACAGUCACCACACACUGACUUCACACCCGGAGACCAUAACACCAUUGCACAGCAGGAAUUUAAAGAAGAUACCAGCUGUAAACAAGACAUCCACACAGGUUUAGGAACUGAAGAAACUGAUGCCAUGUUAUGUGACCACAGAGAAGAGGUAUGCAAGUCAUCCACAGGAAAAUUGCAUCACAUGGAAAUAGGGAGCAAGGAGGAAAUAGAUCUUGGAAAGACUACCACUCCAACAACACAGGAGAUCUUGGGGCAGAAUGAAGGCAUGGAACUUCCUAAGGAAAGCCAAGAGGAUGAAUGUUCAACCACUAAGGACAUCCAAGAACAAGAAGAGUCAGCCUCCAUCACACAAGGAGCCCCCGAGCAAGAAGGAAGAGGUGAAGAUGAUGGCCAAGAGUCAGUGCACCCUGCUGACUAUUACAAGAAAAUGUAGCCUCGUCAGACAUUAAACAACUUUCAGAGUAAAGCGUGCAUGUGACAUCUUGGCAUACUUAAGCAAAUACUAGAAAAACUCAAUCAAAAGGAGCAGGGCACACAAUGAGACCACAGACUUUUGAUAAUCUAUGAGACACCUUCACCGUAAAAACUGCAUGGUGCCCCUCACUUCAGCUACAUGUUCUGUGGUUUGCAUAUGUUCAUUGAUUGAUUUCCCCAAUAAAGCUUUACUGAUAACAAAAAAACACAAAAAGAGCAGUUUUGUUGGUUUUUUAGUCCCUUUGACAACUGCACCACAAAGAAGUAGUAAGAGUUGGACAGUGGCU